Neoarius graeffei (lesser salmon catfish) is the source of this 4079-nucleotide messenger RNA. RefSeq names its product oxysterol binding protein-like 7 (gene osbpl7). The coding region runs from base 203 to 2860 and encodes 885 amino acids. Gene Ontology annotation, cellular component: plasma membrane; intracellular membrane-bounded organelle; cytosol. The transcript is spliced from 22 exons. Gene Ontology annotation, molecular function: cholesterol binding. NCBI's taxonomy places the organism in Eukaryota, Metazoa, Chordata, Actinopteri, Siluriformes, Ariidae. The record is from RefSeq and is a predicted model, not a curated record.
GUGGGGAGUUCACUACUAGUCAGACAGACCUGAAGAAGCCUUUCGGAUGCGAGGUGAAACGUCUUCAAGAAUUUCACGCAAGUCCAGUUGCCUUCUUUAACACCUACGAUAUAUUGUCCUCUUGUCCACAAUGAACAUCUAGAACAGAUUACAUUUACAUUUAAGAGUUCGACCAAGAAGCGCAGAGAGCAUUUUCAGUAUUAUGGAGCCUUAUGGAUCGAUGCCAGACCACAUCCAGUUUCAGGAUGGACUGGACAAAACAUCUGCUGGAUGGCAAAAGCCCACUCACUCCCGGAGCAGCAGUGUUGCAUCGUCUCGUCACUCACGACAGCAUAUAAAAGAUUGGGAGAUAAUGGAUGAUCUGCAGGGGGAUUUUGGUGCCAGUCGUGAGACCAUGCAGGAUAAGAGUCCUCCUGGCAUCUGUCAAGGCUACUUGAUGAAGAGGAGAAAAUGGCCUCUCAAAGGCUGGCACAAGAGAUACUUUGUGUUGGAAAAAGGGAUUCUCCGAUAUUCAAAAAACCAAUAUGAUAGUUCGAAAGGGAAAUUAAACGGGUCAAUUGAUGUCAGUCUCGCAGUAAUGUCAGUAAACAAAAAGGCAAGACGGAUAGACUUGGAUACUGGAGACAGUCUUUAUCACAUGAAGGCAAAGAAUCAUGAUCUGUACUACAUAUGGGUGACCAAAUUGAGUGCCCAUCGGAUGUAUAAGAGGAACGAGGCAGCACAUGUUCAUAACAGCUUGCUGCAGGCCCUAUCUCAUGGCAACAAUGUGCUUCAGGGAAAUGGUACCACGCAAAAUGUGUACCAGAGCAUGUCUGACUCUUACCUGGGCGAUAUGGCAGCUAAGAGUGAAGACCCGCAUGUUGCAGACACUGGUGUCAGUGGGAAAGUGUGUGCUUGGCUGCAGCAGACCCAGGGCCGAGACAGCUGCACUCACGAACUGAACCGCUGUCAAAUCGAUCUGAAUGAUUUAAAUUGCUUGGUCCAGAAGCUGCACACUCUAGAGUUAGGCAAGACUGUUAACAAUGGAGAACUAAAGAGGAUCAUCAGCAUGCAGAAUCUUACACUUGAAAAGCCCAAGAAGAAAUCUGGCAGGAUAUGGGGACACUCUAAUACACUUGGAGUGUUCUCAUCGUCCCACCUGGGUGCCUCAGUGCCAUCCAUCCCUGACUAUGUCUACACCCAGCUUACUCCCUCAGCCUCCUCUAGCAACCCUGAAAGCAGAAAGAUCUACCAGGACAUCUGCACCGUGUCCCAAAGAUUGCAUACCUCUCUGAGGUCUGUGCAUGAAGCUCUGUUUCAAGAGCGCCAGCGACUCCAGGACACCUGGUCCAGCAGCGAUCUUCACCAGAACACUUCUGCUCAAAUGAAUGACAUAUGUAACACCCUGACUGAGUUAGAUGUGAAGUUCCGGCAAACACAAAUCCACACAAGGUCAGAGUGCUCUGACUCCUCUGAGGAAUCCUAUCGCACUGUGACCCUGAGAAAGUCUGACUCCAUAUGCCGUUCCUCAGUGGCAGACUCAGUGACGGAGUAUUUUGAUGCAUAUGAUGAGAUUUGUAGGAGAUUCUCUGAGGCAUCAGAUGAGUCAGGUCUGAGUGAUGCCUCCAGCAAUUCAGAGCCUGAGGAAGACCAUGUAAGAACAACACAGAAGUACCGUGCCAGUCUUUCCAAAGCAUCAGCAAAACCCAGCCGUAUCUUGGGAAGCACUGGCCACCGCACCAAACUGCCUGCAGUUUGCCCUGAUAACAGUCACGUAGGCCUUAUAACCAUCCUUUAUAACAACAUCGGGAAGGACCUGUCACGUGUAUCCAUGCCUGCAGUCCUGAAUGAGCCGGUCAAUCUACUCCAGAGGCUCUGUGAGGAACUGGAGUAUUCAGAGCUACUGGACACAGCCAACAAUACUGACGACCCUUACGAGAGAAUGGUGUACAUUGCUGCCUUUGCUAUCUCUGGCUAUUCUACAGCUCAGUAUCGUAACCGUUAUAAGCCCUUUAACCCAGUGCUGGGAGAGACAUUUGAGUGUGUAAGGGAAGACAGGGGUUUCCGCUAUAUUAGUGAACAGGUGUGUCAUCACCCACCCAUCUCUGCCUGCCAUGCUGUCUCUGACAACUUCUGUUUUUGGCAGGAUCAGCGAUGGAAGAAUAAAUUCUGGGGAAAGUCUUUAGAGAUAAUGCCAGCUGGAAUGGUGAAUGUGACUCUAUCAAGGUAUGGAGACCACUAUGAAUGGAAUAAAGUGGUGACGUGCAUUCAUAAUGUUCUCAGUCAGCAGCGCUAUCUAGAGCACUAUGGAGAAGUAACAAUCAGCAACCUGAACAAUUCGGUCUGUACCUGUAAAAUCACGUUUGUUAAGUCUCGCUAUUGGGGCUCAAAUGCAAAUAAAAAUGAGGUUCAAGGCCAAGUACUUGACCAGAGUGGUAAUGUAAUACACAGAUUCGGAGGAUUCUGGCAUGAGGGGAUAUUCUGUGACACACUACCCAACCCACAAUGUAUUUGGAAGCCAUACCCUCAGCCUAAGGACCACACCCUUUACUAUGGCUUCUCCAGCUUUGCAAUGGAAAUGAAUGAGCUGACUCUUGAACUUGAACCUCUGCUACCCCGAACAGAUACACGGCUGCGUCCAGAUCAAAGGAUGUUGGAAGAAGGCAAGGUGGAGGAGGCUGACAUCAAGAAAGAUGAGGUGGAGGAAAAACAGAGAGAACGGAGGAAGAUUUUGGCCAAGAGAGGAGAGCACCAUAUCCCUCGUUUCUUCAGGAAAUCUGUUGAUGCGGCUGGUAGAGAAGUGUGGCUCACUAAUGGAACUUACUGGAAGCUCAGAGAGAAUCCUGGAUUCACAAACAUGAAAACCUUGGAAUUAUGGUGAAGUCUCAGUCGAGUUUGAGACUUUGGACUGUAAAACUUUCUUGCAUCUUUCUUAAAGUACGUGGGCUUGGACACAAAGCAAAUUGUAGAGCACAGAUGAACUACCCAGGAUAGACUGGGCAAGGAUAAAGCCCUUAACCAAAGACCGAGUUUCUUUUUUUUCUUGCCCCCUGUUGAAGUAUUCAGGCUCUCACUUCUUUUAUGGUUGAACAAUGAAACCAAUAUAUUUAGGGGGUUAAUCCAUGUCUGAACCAAAUAUUGAUUGUUAUGCAAACAGGAGAGAUAAACUUGGGAAGGUUGUGUUGUUAGUGAUUUUUAUCAACACCGUGCGGGUUUUAGCAAAAUACUGUAAUAUAGGAUAUUUUGUAGUUUAAGUUAGAGGGGUGUGCAGAAUUGUUUUUGUAAUCUCACUCCCACCCACUCUUGUUGGAAUUCUGAUCAAAUCCCAUCCACUUCUUCACUUAUUAUUUUUGUUUAUACCUGCCUGUGAUAUCUUGUAAAGAAUUCAGUGUGUCCCACAUUAUAAGCAAAUGUGUAAUUUCAACUUCACUGACCCUGAUCAGGAUCAUCAGUGAAGAUGAGCCAUUCCUGCCUACAUGCGUAAAGCUUUUUUUUUUGUCCCAUGAUAUCCCAAUCGUGAUGCAUACUUCUAGCUUAAGCCAUAACGGAUGUAUAAUAGGCAUACUUUUUUUUAAAUUAAAAAAUUUCUUAAUGGGGAAUGUCAUUUACCCGUACAACUGAAAACAGGAGUGAAGAGAGAUUUUAGCGCACACAGCAUUUUGUAGUACUCUGGCAGUACAAUAACAAAAAAUGGGACAGGCUUGUGUGACGGGCUCAUACAUUUGUUUUCAAGGGACAUAUAUUUCUUAUUAGUUUAUGCACAUUCUUAUGAUAACACAUGGUAAGUAUUUACUUAUAAUAAAGGGGGUUGUUGAAUUAACUGCACAAUUGAUCUUGCUACUUGACUUUUUCUUGGAUGGAAUUAUUUUAAAAAAGGUAUUCUUUUGCAUGUGUGUGGAUCUUUUUUCUUUUUCAAAGCCAUCACAUCAGUGAGGCUUCCUGUAAUAGGAUUUAUUCUAAAUGGGAUUAGAAAAUGCACUUCCUCUUCCUCAAAGCCUUAGGCUUUGCGUAACCUGUGUGUACAGUGAAACUACAAUGAUUAAAAAAGUAUUUAAUGAAAACUUUUACAUUCUAAUGAAUAAAAGAUUCAUAAUGAAAAA